Penicillium maclennaniae is the source of this 1449-nucleotide messenger RNA. Its product is annotated as ammonium permease MEP2. Bases 1 to 1449 code for a protein of 482 amino acids. Gene Ontology annotation, biological process: ammonium transmembrane transport. Lineage: Eukaryota; Fungi; Ascomycota; Eurotiomycetes; Eurotiales; Aspergillaceae. Gene Ontology annotation, molecular function: ammonium channel activity. The record is from RefSeq and is a predicted model, not a curated record. The transcript is spliced from 4 exons. Gene Ontology annotation, cellular component: plasma membrane.
AUGUCUGAGAACACCGACAGCCCUUAUUACGGCGUCGCCUAUAAUGGAACCAACUCCAACGGCGGCGACUCGCUCACCGAGAACUUGAACCUGUACUAUAAUGCGGGUGAUAUUGCCUGGGUGAUCACAUCGACGGCACUCGUCUUGCUUAUGAUUCCGGGUGUUGGUUUCUUUUACUCAGGUCUCGCUCGUCGCAAGUCCGCCCUCUCGCUGAUAUGGCUCUCCAUUAUGUCUGUCGGCGUCGUCUCAUUCCAGUGGUUCUUCUGGGGCUACUCGCUGUCCUUCUCCCACACUGCCGGAACAUUCAUCGGUGAUCUGAACAAUUUCGGUUUGAAGGAUGUGUUGGCUCAGCCCUCCGUUGGCAGCACCAAGGUUCCCGAUAUUCUAUUCUGUGUCUUCCAGGGCAUGUUCGCUGCUAUCACGGUUGCUCUUGCCGCUGGUGCCGUCGCCGAACGAGGUCGUAUGCUCCCUUGUGUCGUCUUCAUGUUCGUUUGGACUACUGUCAUCUACGAUCCCAUUGCCUGCUGGACCUGGAACUCCUCUGGCUGGGUUUACAAGCUCGGUGGCCUGGACUUCGCCGGUGGUACUCCCGUGCACAUUGCCUCCGGCUCUGCAGCUCUCGCCUACUCCCUGAUGCUGGGUAAGCGCCGUGGACACGGUACUCAUGAGCUCAACUAUCGCCCUCACAACGUUACUCACGUCGUCAUCGGCACUGUCUUCCUCUGGGUUGGUUGGUUCGGCUUCAAUGCCGGCUCUGCCCUGUCCGCCAAUCUCCGCGCUGUCAUGGCUGCAGUUGUGACCAACCUGGCUGCCUCCGUCGGUGGUGUCACCUGGUGUCUCCUUGACUACCGUCUGGAGCGCAAGUGGUCCACUGUCGGUUUCUGCUCCGGUGUAAUUGCCGGUCUUGUCGCCAUCACUCCCGGCUCCGGCUUCGUGACUCCUUGGGCUGCUUUCAUCUUCGGUGUCGUCGGCGCUGUUGCUUGCAACUAUGCUACCAAGCUGAAAUUCCUCCUUCGCGUUGAUGAUGCCCUGGAUAUCUUCGCUGUCCACGCGGUCGGUGGUCUUGUCGGCAACAUUCUGACCGGUCUCUUCGCUGCUGACUACAUUGCGCACCUUGACGGUGUCACCGACAUCCCCGGUGGCUGGAUCAACCAUAACUACAUCCAGCUGGGCUAUCAGCUUGCCGACUCCUUCUCCGGCUUUGCUUACUCGUUCUUCGGAACCUGCAUCAUUCUCUUCAUUAUGAACCUCAUCCCCGGCCUCAACCUGCGUGCGCCCGAGGAGGAUGAGAUCAUGGGUAUUGACGAUGCCGAGAUUGGCGAGUUUGCCUACGACUAUGUCGAGGUUACCCGUGACAUCGUCAACGGCGUUGAGAGCAGCGAGACUGCCUCCAAGCGCACUAUGACUCCCACUCACGAAGAUUCCACUGCCAUUGACACCAAGGCCUAA